This is a messenger RNA of Opisthorchis viverrini, 258 nucleotides long. RefSeq lists its product as hypothetical. The annotation marks the transcript as partial. The transcript has 2 exons. The record is from RefSeq and is a predicted model, not a curated record. NCBI's taxonomy places the organism in Eukaryota, Metazoa, Platyhelminthes, Trematoda, Opisthorchiida, Opisthorchiidae.
AUGGGAUUUAGUUUGUUCCUACGUUUCGAUGCCUAUCAGGCAUGUGCUUAUGUGGAAAAGGAAUUCCUGCUGGACGAUAUCCUGGAUGCGGCUGCUGAACUUGUCCAAAAACUGGUGCGAAUUCGUUCCGAUAAACCAAUCCGACUGCAACACCAUCUGCUACUUUUUACCACCGACGAGGGAGAGGGUGGGACUUUGAAACCGGCCAAAACAAAGGAGGAUAUCUAUCCUGGUUGCGUUGUGCAAAUUGUGUUGCCA